GCACCUUCACCCCGAGCCUCUCCUUCCAAGGCCUGGUGGGUGUCCGGCCCUUACGCCUCCAGACCAGAGACACCAUGCAGCUCCUGACACCACAGACCAGCAGCUCAGGGAGAGGACUGGUGAGAAACUGCUGCAGCUGAGGAGGGAAGGUAUGUAGGGAGGUAGGGAAGCUGAGUGAGUCUCCGAGGCUGUGUCUGGUGUGUGACGAGCAGGUGGAGCAACACGCAGCCUUACGGAAGGUUAAGUGCACUACACACUAAGGUGUUUUUUCAUUUACAGACAAAACAUAAUGAAGACAGUCUAACUACUCUGAUGUACCCGAGGCAGCUCUUGGUACCAAGAAGACCAAGUUUCCCUCACAUAUAUAAUUAUAUCUACUUGGACCGAAUUUCUUGUCCACACCAAACCCACUGAGGCAGCACAUGGCAUCUUUUUACCAGAGCUUUUACCUCAAAAAGACUCAGAGUUUCCCUCACACAUACCAUUUAUAGAGGACUUCAUGGUGCAAUGGUUAACACACGCGGCUCACAACCGAGAGAGCCCGGGUUCGAUUCCUGGGUGGAGUGGAAAAAUUUGGGUGGCUUUUCCAUUACCCUAUGCCCCUGUCCAGCCAGCAGUGAAUGGGUACCAGGUAUUAAUCGGGGGUUGUGUCCCGUCUCCUGGGAUCUGUUCCCUUCUAUAAUUCCUUCCCCUUCUGUCUCUCUCCAGCAUAUGACCACAGAUGUUGUGCCGACUAAACUUAACUUUCCAACUUUCUGCAUACCAUUUAUUUAUUGUCACCCAAUUCCUUGUUACAUAUGUCACCCAUUCAGGCAGCUUUAAUACUCCUUACCAGAGCUAGAAGACAAAGCUUUCCUCACUUAUCUAACCAACACUUAACCACCAUAACUUUGACCACACAUAACCCCUUGAGGCAGCUUUCUACCUUCGUACUAGAGCAACCUUUUUUACCAAACAAGUUUCCCUCACACCACAACACACAGAGGUACACACUAAUUCACCCUCUUUCCCCCUCUCCCCCCCACACACAGGGAACAUCCAGAGCGGCCAGAGCGCAUCCAGCGGGUGUGGGAGAUGCUGGGGCGUGCCGGGGUGCUGGGGCGAGGCCAGCGGCUGCAGCCUCGGUGGCCCAGGGGGAGGAGGUGGAGCUCACACACAGCCAGGAACACAUGGCCUUCAUGUUCAGCCUCCAGGCCCAGGGGGAGGAGGUGGAGCUCCCACACAGCCAGGAACACGUGGCCUUCAUGUUCAGCCUCCAGGCCCAGGGGGAGGAGGUGGAGCUCCCACACAGCCAGGAACACGUGGCCUUCAUGUUCAGCCUCCAGGCCCAAGGGGAGGAGGAACUGCAGACCAUUCAGGAGAACUACAAGUCUGUCUACCUCCACCCCGCCACCAACGCCUGUGGCCUGCUCUCGGCCUGCUCACUGCUGCGGGUCGUGGACGAGGUGUUUGCAGGCUGAGCCAGGGCCGGUGUGGGCAUCAUCCGUCCCCCGGCCACCACGCCGAGCCAGACCGCCCCCACGGCCUCUGCUUCUACAACAACGUGGCCGUCGCCGCCAACAGGCUGGGAUGCC
Molecule: messenger RNA, 1574 nt
Organism: Eriocheir sinensis (Chinese mitten crab)
Lineage: Eukaryota; Metazoa; Arthropoda; Malacostraca; Decapoda; Varunidae
Exons: 3
Coding region: 798-1460 (220 amino acids)
Source: RefSeq, a predicted model, not a curated record